AGAAUGAAACCACAGAGAUGCCUGAAGAGCCUGUUUCUGCAAUAAAACCACAGGAGAUCGAAGAUCACGGAGAGGUGCUGGCUUUGAUGAUCCAUCGUACAGAUAAGCUGAAGAGUGACUUCCGCAUCCUUCACCCUGUUGUCAGGGUGCAUGUUGUCAACGAGGAGACUGGACAGUAUAUUCAGAAACAACAUCUUGACAGGGCAGUUACUUCUUAUUUUGAGACAGCAAAUGAGGCAGUCAAGACAAUUUUGCCAAUGAUGACACAGCCUUUUGACUUCAAGGAGAGAAAAUCCACAAUUCCGGCAUGGGAAGAUUUACUCGUUUUCAAUGAAAACUUUAACUACUUUGUGCAGCCUGAUCCUAAAGUACUCUUGUUAUUUGAGCUGUUAGACUUUGUCAGCAUGAACACCGCCAGCAACCAGGAGGAAGGAGGUUGGUACAAAAUUGCCUGGGCAUUUCUGAAGGUGCUUGGCAAGAAUGGGAAAAUUAACGUAGGCAACAAAAUCAGAUUGCAGCUGUUCUUGCCACCAAAUAAAAUCCUGCAUCAGCAGCCCGGACAGCCUCAGGUUUAUACGUGGUGGAAAUCUACACAAAGAACACCGUAUCCGUCCACUCUGUACGUUACACUCAAAAGUGUCCAGUCACCUGUAGAAGUCUCAGGAGCCAUGAGAUCCAUGUUUGCUACACAACAGGAACUGGGUCACAUGUCAUACAAAGACCUAAAGUCUAUGAACUGGUCAGGCAAAGAAAAGACUCAGGUCCGGGGACGUCCAUUGUCAACAUGGACACGCCUUCAUGGUCAGCUCUGCCGUAUUCCCAACACCCUUACCCUGACACUGAAGACAGGAAAGAAAGGAUGUUAUAUAGUCAAGUUUUCUAAUGAUGGCAGAAGUCUAGCUUGUGCCUGUCACGACGGAUCAGAUCAUCCAAUUUUAGUUUACGAGAUUCCUUCUGGAGAGCUUAGAGGUCAGUUUCAAGGGCAUUUCGGUAUUGUGUACAGUCUCAGCUGGAACAAAAGUGACACAUUCCUGCUCUCUGCGUCCAAUGAUGGCACGGCUAGAGUUUGGGAUAUACAGAGAUUUGGAGAAAGUCAAUCACGUCUUCUGCCUCACCCUGGUUUUGUGUACACAGCCGAAUUUCAUCCUCGUGUAGAUAGCAUUAUUGCAUCCGGCUGCUAUGAUGAAGUGGUUCGUGUCUGGGAUAUCAGUUUGCCAGAAGAUCAUAAUGUGCUGCAGCAAGAGAUGGAAGAGCAUCAUGGACACAUCAACUCAAUAUGCUUCGACACAGAUGAUGGGCAGAAAAUGUUUUCAGCAGAUAGUGUUGGGACAAUUAUUAUCUGGAACUGCUACGUCUCAGAUGAGUCAUCCAGAAAACAUUUCUUGAGGGACUGGACAAAAUAUCUGGAGAUAAAAGACCCAGAGUUGAGGGAUACUCCGAUUAAUUUUAUUAAGAUGCAUCCUAGCGGACGGCGACUUCUGGUGCAUGGACGUAACAACGCAAUCUUUAUGUUUGAUCUUAGAGUCCAGCGAGUGAUGCAGAAGUACUUUGGAGCAGAGAAUCUCAAGGAAAAGAUCUGCAGCACAAUCACCCCCUGUGGCAGUUUUGUAUUUUCAGGCAGUGAAGAUGGCAAGCUGUUUGCAUGGAACACAGACACUGGCGACCAGGUGGCCGUCUACACACAGCUCAACUACCAGUCACCUGUAACCGAUGUACACUAUCACCCCAGGGAUCACAUGUUGGCUUUGUGCUCUCUCGGAGACAACCAUCCAGUCUAUGUCUACAGAUAUGAUCCACUCAUUGCCCAAGCUGACAGCAGCUCACCUCGUCCUAUGUCUCCACUGGAGACAACUGACAUUGAAGAAAUGGAAACAGCCAGAACAAGUACUUUGAAGGAAGGGAUCAAAACAAAAGUGAUGACGAAGGAGGAAUUUGAAACCCAUGAAAAAGUUCGAUACCAGAAGGUUUUAAAAAAAUUAGAAACUGCAACAAUGCAGAUGAGCCAGAUGCCAGGAAUGAUUCUUCCAGAAACAGCUUAUAGUCCAAGAAUGGACACACUGAGUCGUUCUAGCAUGUACUCACCCAGGAGGCUUCCCUAUGAUACAGACUACUCACUGACUCCUCGGAUGUCUGGAGUUCCACCUGGCGUGUUGUCUCCUCAUGCACCGCCUGGCAGCGGCACACAAUUAGCUGGACAGAUUUCUGCUCACAGAGGCUACAUGAGGGCAGGCGAUGGAGACUGGCGACCAGGCUUUUCAGAAG
Molecule: messenger RNA, 2262 nt
Organism: Candidula unifasciata
Lineage: Eukaryota; Metazoa; Mollusca; Gastropoda; Stylommatophora; Geomitridae
Source: the annotation of a GenBank genome assembly